AUGUGCGCCCAUAUCUCGGGCAAUCUGUUAUCUGCCCUGCAGACUGCGGGCCUCACUCUUCCCCCUCAGAAGCUCACACGUACAGGUGCCGUACCCACCAGUGCAGACGUGUCAGAGAUGAGCGGUGUUGUCCGGGAGACGAGCUCCGAUGUGCAGACCCUGAAGAAGGAUGUCGCAGCUCUGCGCGCAGAGCAGGCCGAUCUGCAUUCAAAGUUCAGCAGCGUCAGCAAGCAGCUGUUUGAGCGCGUGGCGGCACUAGAGAAAGCUCGGGAGACAGGGAACACCGGCGGCGGGUUAGGUGCGCCUGGCCACCCAGACGUGACCUCUCCAUCCAAGCGGGUUGACUCUAGUCCCGACCCGGGACUCAGAGACACCGCGGCCUCCCCCAUUGCAGGAGUUCGCCAGACCUCGCGGUUUGGUCCCAACGAGGAUGCAGCGCCGCCGCAGCAGCACCAGCGGGAACCCCACUACGCAUCUGCAUCGCCGUCACCCGCCCCAGGUACUGCACAGCAGCAUCAAACUGGCGUGCCACCGGGGCGGGACACGGCGUACUAUCAGCCGGGCACAUCCCGACCUGCCCCGCCUCUACGACCGGUCGCUCCACUCACAGUUGUGCCUCGCCCGGCGGUCCACCGCAGCACGCCCCCCCCCCCGCAGCAGUCGUACCCACCGCCAGCCAUCCCGAGUAUGAGUGGCGCGGGUGAAGGCGGCGGGGAAUGGAUGCGCGACAGUGGAGGCGACGCCGGUGCAGCAGGAGCUACUUCCGAUGCCUUCACCGGUGGGCGUGCAAAGUCCAAGUACGCGGGUGUUACCGGGGGGGGGAGAUGCCUGGUUUGCCAAGCUCUUGAUGCCGGCCCCUGA
Molecule: messenger RNA, 861 nt
Organism: Closterium sp. Naga37s-1
Lineage: Eukaryota; Viridiplantae; Streptophyta; Zygnematophyceae; Desmidiales; Closteriaceae
Source: the annotation of a GenBank genome assembly